Camarhynchus parvulus is the source of this 1015-nucleotide messenger RNA. It is a transcript of the gene MTRES1, whose product is annotated as mitochondrial transcription rescue factor 1. The record is from RefSeq and is a predicted model, not a curated record. The transcript is spliced from 4 exons. NCBI's taxonomy places the organism in Eukaryota, Metazoa, Chordata, Aves, Passeriformes, Thraupidae. Bases 66 to 740 code for a protein of 224 amino acids.
GCGAGCGGUGGCGCGGGGACGGCAGCGCGGCCCGGGCCGAGGCGCCCCGGCACCCAGGUUAUGCUAUGACUGGCUUCAGACUCCCCGUCAGCACUUUCAGAAAACUAAAUGUCUGGUUCAGACUGUGGGAGAAAUUUCCCUCAAAUAAACUGUAUCCCACUUGGAGGAGAAGCUUAUUCUGCAGCUGUCAAGCAAGCACAGUAAACUACAGAGGAUGUUUCAGUUUUUCCCCAGUCAGACUCAGUGCACUAAGACUCUCUCCAGAGUAUAUCUCAGUACUUUCUCUAAGGAACAAAAGCAGCAAAAGCUCUAAAAAGAGCAGACAAAGCAUACAAGAAGAGGAGGAAGAAGAGGAUGAAGAUGAAAGUAAUUUGGAAGAUGAAUUUGAAAAUGACCCCAAUGUAGUAAAAGAUUACAAGGAUCUUGAAAAAGUAGUGCAGUCUCUUCGAUACGACGUGAUCUUGAAAGCUGGUCUAGACAUGGCAAGAAAUAAAAUAGAAGAUGCAUUCUACAAUAAUGAACUCAGGCUGAAUGGAGAAAAACUAUGGAAGAAAAGUAGAACUGUGAAACUUGGUGACACACUGGAUCUCAUAAUAGGUGAAGAUAAAGAAACAGGAACUGCUGUAGUUAUGCGGGUAGUCUUAAAAAAAUUAUCUGACAAAACUGAAAGUGAAAAAUACAAAGUUACUUUGAGGCGUUGGAAAAACUUAAAAGUACCCAAACAGGAUGUGCUUAAGUAACAAGGGGUUGCAUGUGACAGCAUAAGAUUUUUGCAGGAAAACAUAUUUUUUUGUUAAAUAUGAAUUUUGGUUGAACAAAAUUACAGUACCCUUUUUAAGGGCUUGUGUCAGAAUGUAAUCUUGCUCUGCUGCAUACUUCAAUAAUCAUGCAACAAAGCCUGUCACUUUUUGCUGGUAGCUUUGUCUUGUGGUACUGUAAGUUAAAAGAUCCAGCACUUACAUCUCCAGGAAGUUUCUUAUAAAUAAUGAAUCAAUAAAGACUGAUUUGACCACUA